Messenger RNA from Trypanosoma cruzi, 447 nucleotides. Its product is annotated as 50S ribosomal protein L7Ae, putative. Bases 1 to 447 code for a protein of 148 amino acids. NCBI's taxonomy places the organism in Eukaryota, Euglenozoa, Kinetoplastea, Trypanosomatida, Trypanosomatidae. Gene Ontology annotation, biological process: rRNA pseudouridine synthesis; ribosome biogenesis; snRNA pseudouridine synthesis. Gene Ontology annotation, cellular component: box H/ACA snoRNP complex. The record is from RefSeq and is a predicted model, not a curated record. Gene Ontology annotation, molecular function: box H/ACA snoRNA binding. The transcript has a single exon.
AUGACCGACAAGAAGGAAGAGCAGCAGAACACGGAGGAGUACGACUACGAUCGGCAGCUUUACCGCUGCCCCAUUUCUUGGCCCAUCACCUCCGACAAACCCAAGAUGACAAAGAAAUUGUACUCCCUUAUCAAGAAGACAGUGACGAGGAACAAAAAGGGCAUAUUGAAGGGCAUCAAGGACGUCACAAAGGCAAUCCGAAAGGGUCAGAAGGGCGUUCUUAUUCUUGGCGCGGAUGCUUCACCGUAUGACGUCGUGUCGCACUUUCCAGUCAUGGCGGAGGAGGCCAAGAUCCCAUAUGUGUGGGUGCCCUCGCGGCAAGACUUAGGAACAGCGACGCAGUGCAAGCGCGCCACCUCGGUGGUUCUUCUCAAGCCGGACCCUGAGUUUCAGUCUAGCUAUGACAAGAUUGUGCUGGCGAUUGAAGAUCUGAACUCGGACGAGUGA